CGAGUAAAAAAUUUACUUUAAAAAGUUUCGUUUCAGAGAAAUACAAAACAAAAGAAGAAAAAAGAAAAGUUUAUCGGUAAGAAAACUCUCCCUCCAUUUUGACCCUUCGCCUCUGAAAGACCGAAACCAGAAAGCUCUUUCCGUUCUCCGCAAAGACCUUUCUGGGUUUUCCGUCAACAAUAUCAAUGGCCUCCUCCGUCCACCACCUCCUCUUCCUCAUCAUCAACCUCCUCAUAAUCCCAACCACAUUAUUAUCCCAAUCCAUCAUCCAAAUGCCGCCGAAACGACACCGCAUCACGGACGAUAACCUCUACUGCGACAGCUGGCGAUUCUCCGUCGAGACCAACGACGCUGGAACCUGGACCAGCAUUCCGUCCCGGUGCGUCGCCUUCGUCCAGGACUACAUGACCGGCGACCGGUACCUGUCCGACUCGGCAGCCGUCGCGAAUUACUCGCUGAGCUUCGCUCGGGGGGUUCAAAUCGGAGGAGAUGGUAAGGACGCUUGGGUCUUCGACAUCGAUGAGACUCUGCUCUCCAAUUUUCCCUACUAUCAGGCGCAUGGAUUCGGAUCAGAGACCUUCGAUGAAGCAUCUUUUGAUGAGUGGGUGGAUUUGGCUAAGGCCCCUGCUCUCCCAGCUAGUUUGAAAUUAUACAAGGAGCUUCAGGAGUUGGGUUUCAAGAUUUUUCUGUUAACUGGGCGGAGUGAACAUCAGAGAAAUGCCACAGCGAAAAACCUUCUAUAUGCACGUUACAACAAUUGGGAGAGGCUGCUACUGAGAGGACCUUCUGAUCAAGGAACAACGGCCACUGUCUACAAAUCCGAGAAGAGAUCAGAUUUGAUAAACGAAGGUUAUCGAAUUCACGGGAGCUCGGGAGAUCAAUGGAGUGAUUUGUUGGGUUUUGCAGUGGCCCAACGAUCCUUUAAACUUCCAAAUCCAAUGUAUUACAUUGCCUAGCAAAAUUGUGUGCAACAUAAUCACGUUGUUGUAUUAUUUUUCCCCUUGUGUUCAAUGGCCGCCAUGAUAUUAAUAAUUGGUUGCCAAUGCCAUUAGUUCCUUUCGUUAAUUUCCA
Molecule: messenger RNA, 1071 nt
Organism: Prunus persica (peach)
Lineage: Eukaryota; Viridiplantae; Streptophyta; Magnoliopsida; Rosales; Rosaceae
Product: acid phosphatase 1
Exons: 3
Coding region: 186-956 (256 amino acids)
Molecular function (GO): acid phosphatase activity
Source: RefSeq, a predicted model, not a curated record